Molecule: messenger RNA, 2708 nt
Organism: Capra hircus (goat)
Lineage: Eukaryota; Metazoa; Chordata; Mammalia; Artiodactyla; Bovidae
Gene: KCNG2
Product: potassium voltage-gated channel modifier subfamily G member 2
Exons: 2
Coding region: 3-1442 (479 amino acids)
Biological process (GO): potassium ion transmembrane transport; protein homooligomerization
Cellular component (GO): membrane; voltage-gated potassium channel complex
Molecular function (GO): voltage-gated potassium channel activity; protein binding
Source: RefSeq, a predicted model, not a curated record
CCAUGGCCCUGCUGCCCGGGCCCGCGGAGCGGCGGGGCGGCGGCGGCGGGGCCCGCGCCCGGCACGUCAUCAUCAACGUGGGCGGCUGCCGCGUGCGCCUGGCCUGGGCCGCGCUGGCUCGCUGCCCGCUCGCGCGCCUCGAGCGCCUGCGCGCCUGCCGCGGCCACGACGAGCUGCUGCGCGUGUGCGACGACUACGACGUGAGCCGCGACGAGUUCUUCUUCGACCGCAGCCCGUGCGCCUUCCGCGCCAUCGUGGCGCUGCUGCGCGCCGGGAAGCUGAGGCUGCUGCGCGGCCCGUGUGCCCUGGCCUUCCGCGACGAGCUGGCCUACUGGGGCAUCGACGAGGCGCGCCUGGAGCGGUGCUGCCUGCGCCGCCUGCGCCGCCGCGAGGAGGAGGCGGCCGAGGCGCGCGCGGGGCCGGUGGAGCGCGGGGCGCCAGGGAGCCCGGCCUGCGCCCCGGGACCUGGCGGGCGGCUGGCGAGCGGCCGGCGGCGCCUGCGCGACGUGGUGGACGACCCGCGCUCGGGCCCGGCCGGCAAGCUCUUCGCCUGCGUGUCCGUGGCCUUCGUGGCCGUCACGGCGGUCGGCCUCUGCCUCAGCACCAUGCCGGACAUCCGCGCCGAAGAGGAGCGGGGUGAGUGCUCCCCUAAGUGUCGCAGCCUGUUCGUGCUGGAGACGGUGUGCGUGGCCUGGUUCUCCUUCGAGUUCCUGCUGCGCUCGCUGCAGGCCGAGAGCAAGUGCGCCUUCCUGCGGACCCCGCUCAACAUCAUCGACAUCCUGGCCAUCCUGCCCUUCUACGUGUCGCUGCUCGUGGGCCUGGCGGCCCGGCCCGGCGUGGGAGGCAACAAGCUGCUGGAGCGCGCGGGGCUGGUGCUGCGGCUGCUGCGGGCGCUGCGCGUGCUCUACGUGAUGCGCCUGGCGCGCCACUCGCUGGGGCUGCGCUCGCUCGGCCUGACCGUGCGCCGCUGCGCGCGCGAGUUUGGGCUGCUGCUGCUCUUCCUCUGCGUGGCCAUGGCCCUCUUUGCGCCACUCGUGCACCUGGCCGAGCGCGAGCUGGGUGCGCGCCGCGACUUCUCCAGCGUGCCGGCCAGCUACUGGUGGGCCGUCAUCUCCAUGACCACCGUGGGCUAUGGCGACAUGGUGCCGCGCAGCCUGCCCGGGCAGGUGGUGGCGCUGAGCAGCAUCCUCAGCGGCAUCCUGCUCAUGGCCUUCCCAGUCACCUCCAUCUUCCACACCUUCUCGCGCUCCUACUCGGAGCUCAAGGAGCAGCAGCAGCGUGCCGCCAGCCCCGAGCCCGCCCUGCGCGAGGACAGCACGCGCUCCGCCUCCGCCUCCGCCUCCGCCACCGCCACGGAGGACGACGGCUCGCAGAGCCCCGACGGCAACGGCUUGGCCGGGGCCUCUGCGGAGGGGCCGUGGGCACGGGCGGGGCCGACCUGACCUGCGGGGGCAGUCGGGGGCCUGGGGGCAGCACAGCGUCCUCACCCGCCUCCGCGCUCGGAGGGGCGGGACGGCUUUGGGGCCGGGCUCCUGUCAUCAGCCUGCAUGUUGCUCGACCGGCGCACACCAGAACUUGGCCCGGGCCUGACCCGGCCUGACUCGGGGGUCAAAGCCAUCCUGUGCUUGGAGUAAAGAGUUUCACCCUAGGAGCACCACCAGCCUGUUCUGCGCUUUCCUUUUUUGUCUCCAGAGUUUUGACUCCAUGGCCAACUAAAAAUAAAUUCCACAAUCUCAGAAGUUCCAAGCCUGUAGCAAAUGCCAGAAGGCCACGCUUGUCCUUCAGCCUCACCCUGACCUUGCCCUGCUGAUCACUGUGGGGCUCAGCGGGGUUGGGGGGCAGACUUAGGGAGCUGUGGGGAAAGGGCAGUGCCUUCCUGCUCCUGCCAACCCCCCCGGGGAUCAUGCCCCUUCAGAGGGGGGCAUUCCCGUCGCCUCUGUAGAGGCCACGUCCCCACCAAGUGACGGGGGCGCUUACAGCUCCAGUUCCUUUGAGGGGGGCGUUUGCCAGCCCUGACCUCUGACCUCCCUUCCAUAGCCCUCACCUGCUGUCCCCUUGGAAUGCCCAGCAACGCUGCAGGCCUGCAUAUCAGCCAGGGGCCCCACAGCCUCCCCGGGCGCCUGGCCCCCUUCCCGGGCGUGCAGCUGCUGGAAGCUGGUUGUGACGGAGCUGCUGCUUCUCCGGGGAGGGGAGGGUCUGUGCCGAUGCGGCUCUUCCACCACACACCUGCUCCUCUGGAGGAAACGACUUCCUCCUGGGCAGGGGGGCUCACCGACUGUCCCUCCAAGGGUUUGGUCAGUGGUGGGACACCCCCUCUUCGCUGCGGUGGCUCUGAGGGCCCCUAGGAGCCCUGCAGAACCAAAGCCACCGUGGGUCACAGGAUAGGUGCCGUGGGCUGUGAGUGCCCUGGAGUGGCCCUGUGGAUCUGAGUGGAUCCCCAAGCCUCCAGGGGUUUGGAGAACCACGUGGGGACGGGGGCACACUGCUCCCCAGCACCCGGGCAGGCCACUCGCCCUGGCUUUCCUGCUCCUCCUUGCAUCCCUGCUGCGACCCUCCCACACGAUCCCUCAGGCCGAGUGCUGGUGGGCCUCUGCUGGCUGUGGCAGGAACCUAGGCCACAUAGGGUUGGGGCUGGGGGCAGCCCAGCCUAGGCUGGGGGCAGGAACGGGCCUGGUCCCUGCCAGCCUGUGGCCCCACACUCACCCAGG